This is a messenger RNA of Mercenaria mercenaria, 5144 nucleotides long. RefSeq names its product RING finger protein 37-like. Gene Ontology annotation, cellular component: nucleus. The record is from RefSeq and is a predicted model, not a curated record. NCBI's taxonomy places the organism in Eukaryota, Metazoa, Mollusca, Bivalvia, Venerida, Veneridae. Gene Ontology annotation, molecular function: ubiquitin-ubiquitin ligase activity; ubiquitin protein ligase binding. Gene Ontology annotation, biological process: protein polyubiquitination.
AAUUACUUCGUACUCAAAAGUAAGAAUUAAAAGAAGUAAAUGUUACUUCUUUCAAUAGGUCUGUUAGGUUAUAGCCCUUUUUUGACUUGGAAAAUUUGGUAGUAUGGGCAAAGCGUCUGCUUUUAUCAGCAGCAAUUUACUGAUAAUUAACCUACAAGCUAUCUGCGAGAUUUACUGUGCCCUUACCUGCUGCAACAGUGGUGAUGAAAUACUGAAUACAGGAUUGACAAUGCAUUUUGCUAAGGCACAUCCAUGGCUAUCAUCAUCAUGACCAGUUGUUAGAUUUCAUGCCAUAUUCAGGCACAGUUGACAUAUAUAAACUUGAUUUCAGUAGACAUACACCCAUCUUAGGAAAUCUAGCUUUUAUACAACAGUUAAAAAGCCUUUUUUUAGGAAUUACUUCAAAGGAAUUUGUGCAUUAUGUUGGUAGACUUGUGUGAUCAUAGAGCGCAGUCAAGGAUUAAGACAGACAGAGUGUCAUUUGACGGGUAUGAGGUACAAAAUCUUGUAUCCAGUAACACAGAGGAGAAGAGGAAGGGAUUCUUGUCUGACCAUUUCAUCAAACCACCAGUAAAUGUAACUGUCCAGUUCCCUUGCAAUGUUUCUAUUUAUAGAAUUGUCAUUGAUCCAGUGAUUGGUCAACAAAAGUCAUGCGAUUUAAAGAUAUUCACUGCAUCUGAGAAAAUGACAGACUCCUGGCUGUACAACAAUGUUACUGAUAAAAAAGUUCAUACAGACGGGAUCGUGUUUAAUUAUGUUGGAAGUGUGACUCAAGUUGACCCAACUGUUGUUUGUUUCAUAAAUAAUCAGUUUAAAGAAAGAAAUUUAUGGAGGAUUGAAAAUAUUCCUGAUGUAAAAACUUAUCCAUGUAUAGCACAGCUAAAUACCAGGAAACCAGGGGACUGUUUAAUGUUAGCCAUGUUACUGUAUGUCUUAAUCGUAGUAAAGGUGGUAAAUCUGUUAUUAAAAAGACUCGAGAUUUGGGGAAUUCCCUCAGUGAAAGUACCCUACCCAGUACAGAAUACACUGAGAAAUGUGUUUAUUGCAGCAACUAGAAAGACAGAAGACUUACAAAAAACUGUACCUCAGGAUACUGGUUUGUCAUCCAAAUUAAUUGUUGAUAACUCAUCAAAUAAUGCGAACAGAAUUUUGAUCGAUGGAGUUUCAGUGCCAGAUGAUUUCAUUGAUCAAAUUACAUUUGAAAUUAUGACGGUUCCUGUCAUGUUACCAUGUGGCAGAAACGUUGAUCAAUCAACUCUUGAACGCUACGUGAACACAGAAGCAUCGUGGGGUCGACCUCCAAGUGAUCCAUUUACUGCGGUUAUCUUCAGUCCAGGCUCGGGUCCUGUCACUAAUACAUCACUCAAAGCAAGAAUCGAUCAGUUUGUUUUGAAACAUUCACUGAACGUUCCUCAGACUUUAGGAUAUUCAGAUGUUCAUAAAGCUAAGAAACACACAAUAGUUUCAAGCAAGCUAGUGUCCAGUCAACCAAUAUUUGAAAGCAUGUGUAAAUAUUCAGUUCCUAAAUUGUCAGAAUGUACAACUAGUCAAAAUAUAACACAUAGAUCAGAACUAGACCAGGAGAUCAGAGUGAGUAAAGAUCAGACAAGAUUUCCUAAUGAAAUUGAAACCGGUGUAAGUCCUGAUACCUCUCUUCCUGGGAGUCUUAAAAGAAGACAUUCUGAUAGGAAAUUACUUCAAUCUAGGUCAAAAGACAAGCUCAGUGCAGGGGAAGACCGGUUGUGUAUUGAUUUAACUAGUGAUGUAGAAAUGACUAAAAUUACUCCAACAAAAAAGCAAAAGGUGAAAAGUACUGACCAUAAUAGCAACCUUUCACGUAGUCUUGAUAGUGCCUUAUUAUCUGCUCUGGGAAGUCUUCCAUCAUUUACAAAGAAAUCUUCCCAACGGUCGUCAGUUGAUACCAGUGACAGAGUUCUUUCAUGCUCUAAAUGUAGGUCUGAUCUUACAAAAUCUGAUGUGAUAAAGUACAAGACAACAUGUGGUCACUUUAUUUGCAGAUCCUGCUUGGUUCUGGAAGCUACUUGUUUUUCAUGCAAUAUUUGUUACAGUCAGUGUCAGUCAAGUCAGACUGUGAGAAUGUUUUAGAUCCGAAUUCAAGGUUAUUAGGCUCAGUUUGGGACCAGCCUUUGAACUACAAUGUUCAGCUGAUUGGGUGCUCUAGAGCACAAUCUGAGAAUUGACCAGUGGAUGCGAUCCUAGAUUUCCAAAUGCAGGGUCCAGAGUUAUUACUGAGUUAGGAGUCCAGUCUGAAACAAUAACAUUUGAAUUUUGAUUGGCUGAACAGAGCACAAAUUUGAAAUCGACCAAUGACAAUGCUGCAUUCUUAGGUUGGUCUCGAAACUCAGUUUAAAUAACCUUGAACCCAGUUCUGUAAUUUAAAGGCCUGACACAUUAUUCACAUAGAACUAUUAAAUAAUAUAUAAUUGUUUUGUACAUGUUGUAGAGCUCUUUGUUGUCACUGAGAUUUUUGUAAUGAAAAAGGCACAUCCUAUAGUUUCCAUCGCUCAUCUUUGCUCGCAUAGGGUUUUUCCAUUCAAUUUGUAAUUUAGGAAGCAGUAACUUGCUAUGGCUUAGAACAGUCAGGGAUGUAACUGUUUUAAGUUAUGUAACCUAUUUCAGGUACUUUUUCAAGCAUUUUAUAACCUGUAUUAGUUAUAAAAUAUAGUUAACUCAGGUAAGUUAUUCAAAAAAAGUGUUUCUGCUGUUCUCACAGAGUGACCUUUAAAGUGAAAUUAGUAGUAAACAGUGGUUAAUCAAAUUCUCUUUUAGUGGUAUCAUGACCUGAUAAGCAUAAUGGGAUGUUAAGAGAUUUAUAGCUUUAAAACUUUUGCGUAAAACUUUAUCAGCCUUGCAUAAAAAAUUUUACUGCAUAGCUGGAAAGAUAAAAGGUCAAGGAUUCAGGAAAUAUUUGCAUUAGUCUCAUUCAAAAUGAGGAAUUGGCACAGGAGGGGUUUGUAGUAUUUUAUGUUAACUGAAACAAGUUAUGAAAGUAUAAGCAAUAACUCAAAUGGGUUAUAAACUACGAUAAAUUGAAACAGUUACACCUCUGACUGUAGAACAGUUGAGGCAGCUGUUUAAAGGAAAAAUGGCUGAUGAAAAACUAAGUGUAUCAAAGUAAAAAAGAAUCAUUAACAGUGUGUUUAAUUUUCUGUCCAUGUCAAAGAUAUUUGAGACAUGUCUAUCUCACCCUGAGGUGCUAUUUGCUUCAGUUUGAGAGAGACUUCUGAAAUAUAUAGAAAGAUGCCCAUUUGGCUAUAAUCUAUUUAGAACUUCAGAUAUAUAUGUUCAGUUGGAAAAUUUAUUAAUCUUUUUGUAAAAGGGAGACAAUAAGAUUUUGACAUAUGCAGAAAUUUGCACCGCAAGGUGUUGAACUUUUUGUCUCAUUUGAUAGAUGUUGUUGUCAGCUAGUUACACAGAGGAAUAGUCAGAGCUAUUUUACUCAUCCUGGUGUUGGCGUCAGCGUUAUAGCUAUCAUUUAAAGGCAUAUAGCAACGAAACUUAUUUUUUUCUUUUUUCUAGGUCAAUAACCAACCUCACUUGGACAAGUACCUUAACUCUGACAUGUAUUUGGCCAAAUUAUGCCCCCUUUGGACAUAGAAAAUCCUGGUUAAAGUUUUGCAUGCAAGUUACUAUCUCCAAAACUAAUGCAGAUAUUGAAUUGAAACUUCACAUGUGUCUUCUGGGUUAUAAAACUAGGUGAUAGCAUCAAGUCCCAAAACUCGGAUAUGCAUUUCGGCCAAAUAAUGCCCCCUUUUGGACUUAGAAAAUCCUGGUUAAAGUUUCACAUGCAAGUUACUAUCUCAAAAACUAAUGCAAAUUCCUGGUAUUGAAUUGAAACUUUUCAAGUUUCUUUGGGUUUAUAAAACUAGGUGAUAGCAGUGGUUGGGAAAGAAAUUUUGCAAUGUGAAAAAUCCCCUCUUAGCCCUGAAAUUAAUGGGGAAUUUUCAAAUUCAAUGGAGCUUUUUAAUUUCAGUAAAAAAUAUCAACAAAAAGUGCAUAAUCUGAUGCAUCCAAAACGCGUACUCUUUCUACCUCUAGAUUCAUUUUCAACAUUUCAACUUACCGUAAUUUUCUAUAAAGAAAUAGAGGAAUGAAAAUGUAAUGCAAUGCAGAUCUUUUUUAUUUACUGAAUUACAUUCGAAAUCUAAUUCAUUCCGUUGCUACUGUUACGAUAAAUAAAAUGUCAAACAUAAAAACUUCGGCAACGUCAGCCAUUUUUGUUACCGGUUGGAAGUUGUCCUGAUAGUGGUCUUUUUCACCAUGCUUUGCGCUAUUCAUUUCAAAUGCAAAUCAAACAAAAACUGCUCGUGACUAAUACUUAUAGAUAUACUUUUCUAACGAUACCUGGCAGAAAAUAAAAUUCAAAAUUUUUACUGGUUGAAAUUGUCAAUAUAUUUCUUAUUUUUAUCAUUUCUCAGCAACUACGGAAUGCAGAAAAUCCAGCUGACCUGUGAUGUAAAGAGAUUUUUCUAACGAACAUUUUGAUUGGAUCAUUGCAUGCAAUCGUAAAUUGAAACUCUGCAGAAAGUGAUUUAUUUUAGCAUAGGUAUCCGCAGAAAGUACCACUAUGGCGCGUCAUUGACUCGGUCUCGAUUUAAUGAUAUAUUUUUUUUACCGAUUUUUGCGACUUAAGUUUUUUUUUCUGCCAGGAUUUUCGCACAUUUUAUGGGAAUUUCAGUGGGUCUUUUUUGAACUGAAUGUGUGAAAUCGUGCAUUGUGCCCUCCUUUCCCAACCACUGUUAUAGCAUCAAGUCCCAUAUCUCUGACAUGUAUUUUGCCAAAUUAUGUCCCCAUUUGAACUUAAAAACUUCUAGUUGAAGUUUUGCAUGCAAGUUACUAUCUCCAAAACUAAUGCAGAAUCUGAUACUGGAUUAAAACUCUAUAGAUAUUUUAACAUUUAGGGUAAUAUUUUUGCUUCUGGGGAAACAAUUUGAAUAGUCGAGCAUUGGUUAUCUUACGGACAGCUCUUAUUAUUUAAAAAAAUCUUUUUUUCUUCAGUUCGCAUGUAAAACCAGGGUAUUACUCUGAUAAUCAUCAAAACUUGAUUCCUUUAUAUGAUUAAAAAAUUGUUCAAAUGUUGUGUAGCUUUUCAAACCAACAAAUAAACACAGAUGUUUACAGUA